This is a messenger RNA of Closterium sp. Naga37s-1, 374 nucleotides long. Lineage: Eukaryota; Viridiplantae; Streptophyta; Zygnematophyceae; Desmidiales; Closteriaceae. The record is from the annotation of a GenBank genome assembly.
GAAUAUACCUCUCACACCACCCAUCACCCUCCCCUGCCUCCUCCCACACCCCACACCCCUACGCCCCCAUGCCCUGCGCCCCAACAUCCUCCCCCGUUCCCCCUAGGGCGUUGCUGUCAUUGUCGGGUGACUCCAGAGCUAGGGCGCUGCUGUCAGUGUCUGGUGACUCCAGUGCUUGUGAGCUGGUUCCUCUAGCACGUCUCCCCUCCUUCCCCUCCUUCAGAGCGUUGCUGUCAGUCUCGAGUGACUCCAAUGCGCGCAUCACAGCCGUAGCUGCCAAGCCUGCCGGCCAAGCUCUCCUCAUUCCUCAAUCCCCCUUAAUUCUCCCCAUUCGUCCUCCCCUUCGCCUUCCCAUCCCCCACCAGGCUGGGUAA